Messenger RNA from Leucoraja erinaceus (little skate), 2548 nucleotides. RefSeq names its product DEAD (Asp-Glu-Ala-Asp) box polypeptide 55 (gene ddx55). The record is from RefSeq and is a predicted model, not a curated record. The transcript is spliced from 14 exons. Lineage: Eukaryota; Metazoa; Chordata; Chondrichthyes; Rajiformes; Rajidae. Gene Ontology annotation, cellular component: nucleolus. Gene Ontology annotation, molecular function: nucleic acid binding; ATP binding; RNA helicase activity.
GGAAGCGAGCGGCGGACCAGGGGAAGGCGGCGGGCCGGAAGCACGCGUGGGGAAGAUGGCGGACUGCGGCGGCUGGGAGAGUUUGCCGCUCGGGCUCCACCCGCGGGUCCUCGAGUCGCUGCGGGAGCUGAACUUCACUCACAUGACGCCGGUGCAGUCUGCAACCAUUCCCCUGUUUAUGAACAACAAGGAUGUAGCAGUAGAGGCGGUGACCGGCAGUGGGAAAACCUUGGCUUUCGUCAUUCCAACUUUGGAAAUCCUUUUAAAGCGCGAGGAGAAGUUAAAGAAAAUGCAGGUUGGGGCUCUCAUUAUCACUCCCACCCGGGAGCUGGCUGUCCAGAUCGAUGAGGUGUUCAGACAGUUCACAGUGCACUUCCCACAGUUCAGCAGCGUUCUGCUCUCAGUCAGAUUCUCUUAAUUGGUGGGGGGAAGGAAUCCAAUGGAAGACGUGGAGAACUUCAGGAAGAAUGGAGGGAACAUCGUGGUGGGCACUCCUGGCCGUCUGGAGGACAUGUUGAGGCGACGAGCGGACGGGGUGGAGCUGGCCGGAUGUGUGAGGAGCCUGGACGUGCUGGUGCUGGACGAGGCUGACCGGCUGCUCGACCUGGGCUUCGAGGCCAGUUUGAACACCAUCCUGGGCUUGCUGCCGAAGCAGCGGAGGACGGGGCUGUUCUCGGCCACACAGACAGACGAGGUGGAGUCGCUGGUGCGUGCAGGGCUGCGUAACCCAGUCCGUAUCACAGUCAAGGAGAAGGGGCUGGCGGCAGAGAGCACACAGAAGACACCGAUCCGCCUGCACAACUACUACACGAUCUGUCGAGCUGAUGAGAAGUUUAACCAGUUAGUUGCCUUCCUCCGUCAGCACAAGAAACAGAAACAUCUGGUCUUCUUCAGUACGUGUGCCUGCGUGGAAUAUUUUGGGAACACCCUGGGCAAGUUGGUGAAGAAUGUGCAGAUCAUGUGCAUCCAUGGCAAAAUGAAGCACAAACGGCAAAACAUCUUCAUGGAGUUUCGGCAGCUGGAAAGUGGCAUCCUGGUCUGCACUGACGUCAUGGCCCGCGGCAUCGACAUUCCAGAGGUGGACUGGGUGCUGCAGUACGAUGCCCCCAGCAGCGCCAGUGCCUUUGUCCAUCGCUGUGGACGAACUGCUCGCAUUGGUCACCAUGGCAACGCCCUGGUGUUCCUGCUCCCCAUGGAGGCGACUUACGUCAACUUCCUUUCCAUCAACCAGAAGUGUCCAAUGCAGCAGAUGAAGCUGUUGAAGGAUUCUGUGGACGUGUUGCCAAGUCUGAAGAAGUUGGCUGUAUCGGACCGUGCUAUCUUUGAGAAAGGAAUGAAGGCCUUUGUGUCUUUUAUUCAGUCCUACGCAAAACACCAGUGCAGCCUGAUAUUCCGCAUGAAAGAUCUAGAUUUUGCUGCACUGGCCAGAGGCUUUGCUCUCCUUAAACUGCCCAGGAUGCCCGAGAUGAGAGGAAAGGAUUUCCCAGGUUUUACACCCGAGGAUAUUGACACCAAUUCUAUCCGGUACAAAGACAAGAACAGGGAGAAACAGAGGCAGAGGUUGUUGGCACAACAAAAGCUGGAGAAGCAAAAUGAAACCAAAAAGAAAUUUGUGAAAAAUAAGCCUUGGUCAAAGCAGAAAACCAAGAGAGACAAGAAGAGAAAGCAGGCCAGCAAAAGGAAGCUGUCUGAUGAUGAGGCCGAUAUCGAUGAACUGCUGAAUGACACCAGAUUACUGAAGAAGUUAAAGCAGGGCAAGAUCAGCAAGGAAGACUUUGAGAAGCAGCUGACAGGAACGUGAAUCGUGGCUGAAGUGGACAUUUGUAAUAUUCUGUGAAUAAUUCCUUCAGCAGUUUGUUUUAUUUUAAAACACAUUAAAUUCCAGGUUUAAUAUAACAACUUGCCUGUAAUUUUAGUUGGAGAAUCUAUUGAGGUGAGUUGAGGACUGGAGAAUAACCUGCUUGUGAUGGACCAACUGGUUUGAAUAGUGACCCUUGCUGAGCCCAGCUGUGAACUGGACGAUUAAAUAGCUUUGUUGUGGCUCUGAACUUGGACUAGUUAUGCGAGAGGGAAGGUACAGCAGAUGUGGACCUGUUGCCCAGAGGGGAUGUUUCUGAGGGAAGGGAAGUCAAGGGACAUCAGGCAUGGUGACAGCCCCCUUUGGGUCUGGGUCACUUUGGACACAUGUCACAGGUUCUUCUGUUGAAGCUGCUCCCCAACCUUUGGGCAUUUGAGUACUUCCCUAUUUCCAAAACCAGGUUACGUUGAAACCUUGGAAGGCCAUCUAUUCAUCCUGAUAGUGAGAGUCUUCUAGUAGAGCCAGAGCUACAAGUGGAGAGUAAAUGUCUGAAUAUUUUCCACUUUAGGCUGUGCAGGAUUAUUCCCCCCAUCACUAUCCCACAAUCAUUCAAGUAUUGCUUAGUCAGCGUUAUGAUGCACAAGAUUACAGUAAUGAUGUAUUCAACACACAGCCCUGUGUUUUUGAUAUUUUCUAUGUCGGAUAAUGCUGAAGAAAGCUGAGAAUAUUAAAUAUUUAAUUUGUUCAGCU